GCUCACGCUUAUUGAACCUGAGGCAAUGAUAUGUAUCCGCAUGGAAUAGAUACAAUUGGUUGCGAAGCCAAUUGGGGGCGGGAUUUGAAAACAUAGUGCCGACCCUGCGCGGGAAGGUUUAAAACCGCUAGAAGUUCCGCUGUGUUUUAGUAGUCCUGCCAUGUCUGCUCGAGUUGUCCUGUGCCAGAAAAAUCAAAGACUCGGCUGUUCUUCAGAACCUCUUCACAAAGACCAUGAGCACUCGACCAGACUGAAAGAUAAAAUUGCAAGGAUUCAGGAUGAGCCCCUUCUUCGUGAAAAUCCCAAUCGGUUUGUCAUCUUCCCAAUUCAAUACCAUGAUAUCUGGAAGAUGUACAAAAAGGCAGAAGCAUCAUUCUGGACUGCUGAAGAGGUUGACUUGUCAAAAGACCUGGCACAUUGGCAAUCCUUGACACUGGAUGAAAAACACUUUAUCUCGCAUGUAUUGGCAUUCUUUGCUGCCAGUGAUGGCAUCGUAAAUGAGAAUCUGGUGGCACGAUUCAGCCAGGAGGUCCAGAUCCCUGAAGCUCGUUGUUUCUAUGGUUUCCAAAUUGCUAUGGAGAAUGUUCAUUCAGAGAUGUAUAGUCUCCUCAUUGAUACCUACAUCAAGGAUCCCAGUGAGAGGGAGUUCUUGUUUAAUGCCAUUGAAACAAUGCCAAGUGUCAAGCAGAAGGCUGACUGGGCUUUGCGAUGGAUUGCUGAUCAAGAAUCCACAUUUGGGGAGCGCCUGGUUGCUUUUGCUGCUGUUGAGGGAAUCUUUUUUUCUGGUUCCUUUGCUGCAAUAUUUUGGUUAAAGAAGCGAGGUUUGAUGCCAGGUCUGACUUUCUCCAAUGAGCUGAUCAGUAGAGAUGAGGGUCUGCAUUGUGACUUUGCAUGUCUGGUGUUCAAACACUUGGUUCACAAGCUGUCUAAAGCAAGAGUUGUAGAGAUUAUUUCUGAAGCAGUGAGGAUUGAAAAGGAGUUUCUGACUGAGUCUCUACCUGUGAAUUUGAUAGGCAUGAAUUGCACCCUGAUGAAACGUUAUAUAGAGUUUGUAGCUGAUCGCCUGUUAUUGGAGUUGGGCAUUAGCAAGAUUUUUAAUGCAGAAAAUCCUUUUGACUUCAUGGAAAACAUUUCCCUGGUGGGGAAGACCAACUUCUUUGAAAAGCGAGUUGCUGAGUAUCAAAAGAUGGGAGUGAUGUCAACUGCAGAAGAGAAGAUCUUCACACUGGAUGCUGACUUUUAGUCUGCCUGUUUAGAUACAAACUCAACAAUUUGAAAAAAAUGUUUGUUUUAAUGUGUUUGGUCACUAUAGCUCGUAUCGCAUCUAACCUUGGUCCUGCCCUUGACUGUACUGCUGAGCUUGCGAUCUGCCAUGAGAAUUUUUGGUUUACUUUGGAUAACAGCCGGAUUUGCAACACUUAAAAUAUUGUGGGAGGUAGAGGCUUCUUAUAAAGGCUAAUGGUAGUCUGCUUGAGUGAAAAAAUAAUUCAAGUAUGUGUGGGCUUCCACUUUAUUUACUAUCCCUGAAUUUUAUCUGGGCCAGUGAAGGUGCCUAAAGCCAUUGUAAGCCACCUGGAUCUCUCAGUGAUAAUGCACAUACAGAUAACAGCUUUCUAAGCUUAACUGCCCUUUAUGCAAGAGAUUCUAUUCACUUGCAUUGUGGUAGAUUUCUAAAUUCUACUUGUAUGUGUAUGAGCGUUCCUGGUUUAGCAACUGCGGUGUAAGUAAUGACUUGCUGCAUGUGGGAUUUUUGAUCAGUAUAAAAAAGAAAAAGGUUUGAUGUUCAAAUAUUGAAUUGCUCUGAAGUUUAUUUUAAAAAAAAAAAAAAAAAAUCUCUUGCAUCCAGCAGCUAUCAAAAUAAUACUGCUUCUUGGAUUUCAGUAACCCUUGGUGAUGAAUCUGCCUUGGAAUACUGGGAUCCCAUUUUUGAUAUCAACUCCAAUUGAGAACAUUGAUUUAAAAACCUUGAUUCUUGGAGAUGGUGAGAUUAAAAUUUGUGCUUUAAUUGCUCUAAACAUACUAUACAAUUAUGGCAUUAUAUUGUAUUUUAUAAAUAAAUUAACUACAACGGAGGACACCAUACAGCUGCUACUGCAUUGUGUGUGGUUAUGAUAACUAUUUAAUUCAUGUUUUGGUGCUGUGUAUUAGGAUUUAUUUUCUGGUUUUAAAAACCCACAAACCAUGCUCUUAAGUUUAUUUGUUCUAGUGGUCAAACACAAUUGCCAAUGUGGCCCCACCAGCCUUACUUGGUUUGAUGUCUAACGUACCAAUUACUGAAAUAAUUUUCUGUUUUGAUCUUCUGCCUGCAUUACCAUUAUUCAUGGAUGAACUUGAAUUUAAGACUUUGGGAACUGCUGUAAAAUAGUUUUUAAAAUUGUGCUGAACAAAAUUACUUAAGCAUUUUAUCACAAGAAUAUUGCACAAUACAAAUUGGGUUCUAUGAACAGAACUGUACAAAUGUUUUUCCAGCUUUGGUCUCCAGGGCUCAUUUUAAAUCUUUGAUUUGGGCAGAGAAUGAAAUUAAAUUUUGCGCUCGUCCUUGAAACAUCCUGGAACUUGCAAGGAAGAUCUACCUGUGAAAGAAAUAGGAAUUACUCUAAUAAUAUGUCUGUCUUUUCAUUGUUUGCUAUGCUCAUGAAUUUGAGACUUAACUUGUUUUUAAUUUGACCUGAUUGCACUUUAAUAAAGUCAGUAUUAAAAGC
This is a messenger RNA of Leucoraja erinaceus (little skate), 2702 nucleotides long. It is a transcript of the gene rrm2l, whose product is annotated as ribonucleotide reductase M2 polypeptide. Gene Ontology annotation, molecular function: ribonucleoside-diphosphate reductase activity, thioredoxin disulfide as acceptor. Gene Ontology annotation, cellular component: cytosol. Lineage: Eukaryota; Metazoa; Chordata; Chondrichthyes; Rajiformes; Rajidae. The record is from RefSeq and is a predicted model, not a curated record. Bases 161 to 1243 code for a protein of 360 amino acids. The transcript has 10 exons. Gene Ontology annotation, biological process: deoxyribonucleotide biosynthetic process.